Ogataea philodendri is the source of this 1509-nucleotide messenger RNA. RefSeq lists its product as uncharacterized. The transcript has a single exon. NCBI's taxonomy places the organism in Eukaryota, Fungi, Ascomycota, Pichiomycetes, Pichiales, Pichiaceae. Gene Ontology annotation, cellular component: cyclin-dependent protein kinase holoenzyme complex; nucleus. Gene Ontology annotation, biological process: regulation of cyclin-dependent protein serine/threonine kinase activity. The record is from RefSeq and is a predicted model, not a curated record. The coding region runs from base 1 to 1509 and encodes 502 amino acids. Gene Ontology annotation, molecular function: protein kinase binding; cyclin-dependent protein serine/threonine kinase regulator activity.
AUGCUGAAUAAUUACAACAACCCGACGCCGCAGCCAAUCGAGCAGUACGCGGACCAGGCGCAAGGCCAAAACCCUCUGCCGCAAGAGGUGCAGGCCUCGUCGUACACGAGCAUAACGUCCCCCUCGAAUUUCGUGAGCUACAACAGCCCGUCAGCAAACCCGCCACAGACGUUUGUGCACCGGAACUCGUUCUCCAGCAGGUCGAACUCGACAGACGGCUCGAUCAAGAGUCUGCACCAGGGGUCCAUCGGGUCGAUCUCGGGGUUGCCGCAGUCAUCGUUCCUGGCCUCGUCUUCCUCCCACAUCGCACCGGCUGGCCGUCGGUCGCUGCUCACCACCAAGUUGCAGCAGCAGCAGACGCAGUCGUCGCCGUCCGCACAGCAGUUUGCGUCGUACGUGCCGCCGUCGCACAUCAGCUCCUCAUACCACGACAAGUUCGGCUCGGCACCGCUGCACAUGCCCCAGAUGGGGUCCUACUCGGGACCAAUGGCUACACAAUUCGGCUCCUUGGGACAGCAGGGAUUGCCUCCGCACCCAGCCCCUGCCACGGCCACAACCACCAUCUCCAAGGACAUUGCGUUCUCCACUAAUUCCUCCUCCAGCACGUUGUACCAGGACGCCCAGCAGUCCUUCACCACGCCAACGUACGAGUCCCAUAGACCCCACUUUAUCUCUGCAUCGGCUCCGUCCCAAUCGUUCAUCCAGUCCUCCUCGUUUCCCCGGGGCUCUGUGGAGCCGCAGCACAACCAGUUCCAGCCAGCCGUGCCGCACGCGCAGUUUUCCUCCUCGUCGCUGUCCAGACACCCGGAGCCGGUCACGUUGGCCUCGCUGCCGCAAACAGGCCCUCCUGGAGACCACCUGGACAUCGUCAACCACCAGGUCAACGACCUGCUGCUGAUGCUGUCCGCGCUGCUGCAAAAAAUAGUGGAAGCUAACGACUCGCUACAUCCCGACCAUUACAAUAGCCAGGGCCCUCAAGUGCCGCCCACCACGGAACAGAACAAGUACACGGCCAACGUGCUAGCGUUCCACGGCAGAAACAUCCCGGCCAUCUCUCUACAUGCGUAUCUUACGAGAAUCUCAAAGUAUUGUCCAGUGACAAACGAGGUGUUUCUAAGCUUACUGGUGUAUUUUGACCGGAUAGCCAAGCGCGCGAACAACGGCGACUUCAACUCCACGUUCAACUCGUCGCCCAAAGCCGAUCCGGCCGACCCCAACGCGAAGCAGCAGCAAUUGUUCGUGAUGGACAGCUACAAUAUCCACAGACUCAUCAUCUCGGGAAUCACCGUGGCCAGUAAGUUUUUCAGCGACGUUUUCUAUAAAAACUCCAGAUACGCUAAAGUCGGAGGGCUGCCUUUGGAGGAGCUCAACCACCUGGAGUUGCAAUUCCUGCUGCUGCUGGACUUCAAGCUGAUGAUCCAGGUCGAGGAAAUGCACCGCUAUGGCGACCUGCUGAUGAAAUUCUGGAAAAGAGAGCAAUCUAAAGUGGCCCAACUAAGCGAGCACUGA